This is a messenger RNA of Musca vetustissima, 17513 nucleotides long. RefSeq names its product titin-like. Lineage: Eukaryota; Metazoa; Arthropoda; Insecta; Diptera; Muscidae. The record is from RefSeq and is a predicted model, not a curated record.
AUCACAGAAUAAUGGGCAACGGUUGUUCGAAAUGUUGCAAUUGCAACGAUCGCAAAUAUUAUCACGGCACACUCUCGUCUACCUCAUCAGUAUAUCGUAAAAGGAGUCGUGGCGAUCUACCCAUUUACAAUUCCGAUCGCUUUCGCAUAACACAAACCAGCAAUGCUGUCCAGCUGGCCGUUGAACAUGUCCAACGUGAAGAUGCUGGUCACUACACCCUGAUUGCUCGCACCAAAGCCAACGAUGUUAUACGAAAGAAUAUCGAGCUAAUUGUCGAAGAUCGUUCAGCGGGCGAAGAUCCACCAGUAUUUGCCAGACGCCUGAUGGAUUUGUCGGUUAAAGUUGGUACACGAACACGAUUUUUAUUGGAGAUACGUAGCUCAACAGAGGUUAAGCUAACCUGGUAUCGCAACGAUCGUCGAAUAUGCGAAAACGAUCGCAUCAAACAGGUGCAAGAGGGCACCUAUUAUUGGCUCGAAGUUAGCCCCGUCAUUCUGGAAGACGGUGGCCAAUGGAUGGUUAUGGCUGAGAAUUUGAGUGGACGUAAUUCCUGCAUUUGUCAUUUAAAUGUUAUGGUCCCCAAGGCCUAUAAGGCCCCCGAGUUUGUAGAAGAAUUGAAGGCAGUACUCACCGAACAGGGUACCGUUUCUUUGGAAUGUAAGGUGGUGGGUGUACCGACACCCCAAUUAAGAUGGUUCAAAGAUUCCAAAGAAAUCAAGGCAGGAGAUAUAUUUGCCCUGACGGCCAAUGCAAAUGAUCCCACCUCGCUGGGAACCUACACCUGUGAGGCUGUCAAUUGUAUGGGUAAAACCUAUUCAAGUUCCAAAGUACAUGUUGUGGGUCGGGGUAGCAGAGAUGGUUCGCUGAAACCGGCGGAUAGCAUGUCCAAUGGUGCACCCCCACCAAUAUUUACAAAUGAACUGAAAAAUGCCAACGUUCGAAUCGGUGACAGUAUUGUGCUCGGAUGCCAAGUGGCGGUGCCACCAUGGCCCAAGAGUGUGGCCUGGUACAACAAAAAUGGCCGUGUCGAUGCCGGUGAACGUUACAAACACAUCGAGGACGGUUUGGGUGUUUACAUGAUCGAAAUUAACCCUUCAGAGGCCUGCGAUGAAGGUGACUGGAAAUGUGUCGUGACCAACAAUGAGGGUUGCGUGGGCAUUUCAUCGUGUGUGGUAAAUAUGGAAAUACCCAAAAAUUAUCGCAAGCCUCGUUUUAUGGAAAGUCUGCGAGCCAUCCUCACGGAAGAGGGUUUGGUGUCAUUCGAAUGUAAGGUGGUGGGAUUCCCCACCCCUGUCCUCAAAUGGUUUAAGGACGGUCAAGAAUUGAAACCCGGCGAUGUAUAUCAGCUGACGGGAACCAAUUCCCUAGGCACCUAUUGUUGUGUGGCCAAAAAUUGUAUGGGUGAAAGUAGCAGUGUUGCCGUCCUGACCAUAGAGGAUAUACAAAAUCAACUAAAGGAGGAAGAUCGCAUUCUCAUCGGGGCCAAUAAUCAACCACCGAAAUUUUUAAUUGGCUUGAAGACUCAAGAAACGAAAAUCAAUGAACCCUUCCAAUUUAUGGUUAAGUUGGAAGCGAAACCUGAACCACUGCUCUCGUGGUUCCGUGACGAAAUCCCCAUUGAAAUUUGUGAAUAUUAUAAUUAUUAUAGAGGCGAGGAGGACAACUGGUAUUUGGAUAUUACGAAUGUGGAAUUUUUAGAUCAGGCGGAGUGGAAGUGUGUGGCAGUAAAUGAGUUCGGCACGAGUGUAACUUCGUGUUUCCUGAAAUUGCAAAUACCGCGGCAUUAUAAGAAACCACGGUUUUUGGAAAGUUUGCGAGCGGUGCUGACAGAGGAGGGUGCGGUGAAUUUGGAGUGUAAGGUAAUUGGUGUGCCGCAGCCGGUCUUGAAAUGGUAUAAAGAUGGUGUGGAGCUGAAACCGGGAGAUAUUCAUAAAAUUAUUUCGGGGCAGGAUGGUACCUGCUGCCUGGGUACGUAUACCUGUGAGGCUCGGAAUUGUAUGGGCGUGGUGGCAAGUUCGGCUUCCUUGCUGGGCUUUGAAGAUGCCCGCACGAAUCAGGAAAUGGAAAAACAAAACGAAUUGCAAAGGAACUUCUCGCUGUCCACCAUUCAAGAGGAGCGAACCUCUCAGUUGUAUGAAACUCCGCAGGGUACGGAGGUAUCAUUUUCCUUUGAUGGUAAAGAGGUAUCGGUUUCGUUGUACGAAACUCCUGAUUUGACAGAGGAUGAGGCCAUUAAAAUUGUGGAAAUGUAUGCCGAUCAAAUUUCUGAACAUGUUACCGAACAUAAUGUGGUGGAACUGCCACCCUUGAGAUUUGUCAAGGAGACCUCGCAAUCGGGUAAAUUGCUGAUGGAGGCCAUGGUCAUUGAUAUCUCUCCGGAAUAUUUCUCCCACGACGAAGAUUUGAGAACUGAGGCGGGAAUGGAUGAUAUUUCGUUGAAUGAAAUCACCAUCCAUGGAUCCUCCGUGAAGGAUGAAAAGGAAUUGGAGGAGCGUAAGGCGGAAUUGGAGAAAAUGGAAACCAUGUUGGAGGGAGAAGAGGAAGUAGAUGGCUCGGUUUCGGCUCCCUCAAGGAAGCGACGGAAAUCCAAGGUGAGAAAUGGUGAGGAGUUUUGUAGCCCUGAGAAAACGAUUAGCAGUCUGGAGGAGGCGGACUCCUCGGAGUUACAAACCUUUGCCAGUGCCGUACAAUCCCCAGUAGAUUCUUCAUUUUAUCAGUCUAUGGAUGAGGGUGGCGCCCAACAGCCACCGGCCAGGAAGAAGGGCAAGAAGGAUGCCGGCAGUGAUUCCUCCAAGGCCACAGAUACUGAAACGGGUGCUCUACAGGAUUUAUCGGGCGCCGAGGGUGAUGGCUUGAAAAUUGUAAACACAAAACACACCAAGAAGAUCGAGCAGAGUCCAGAGGAAAUUGAGAGAAAUUUGAAGACCCUCUUGCCUCUGGCAAAAAUGUUGAAAAUUUUAGAUGGUCAUUUAAAUGCUGUGGAAUCGGAGGUAAUUGCCCAAUCCGUCAUGUUGAUGACCCCAUCCUCGGCAGAUCAGUCCAUAGCGAUUAUAAAAAAUGUCAUAGAACCCAUAGGCCAGAUACAAUCGAAAUUGAAAGUCUAUUCCGGAGAGACGCCUUUAGAAGCCCUGUUUGAAACCAUGAAGGAUGAUGUUCGCAAUUUGCAUGUGGCCCUACAGGUCAUUGAGAAAUGUGUGGAAAUCGAUGAGACCGGAACGACACUGAUCCAAAGGACCAGUGUUUGUAUUAUUGAUAGUAUUGCGGAUCACAUGAUUAAGGCGUUGGAGGAGGUCAAGACCAUUUCGAAGCUUUUUGAAAAUGAACAUUUGCGGGGCCAUUUAGAAAUGACUGUGGAUGAUAUACGCCAAGGUUUGGAGAUAACCAAGGAUACCAUUAAGUCACAGGCCCUGCUGCAGGAGGCCCAAGAAUUGGAGGCUAGUAAACAUUUCACGGAAACAGUGGCCAAAUUGCAAGAUGUUCCCGAACCGGUGCCAUUUGAGAAGGUCAGCGAUGUUAGCCUACCCAAAGAUGCUGCCUUUGUGGCAAUGAUUUGUGAACCGGUUAUGCGGAUCCAGGAAGCCUUGGAAAAGGUGGAAAAUGAAUUGACCCUGGAGGAAAGUGAUGAGGAUAUUUACCUGAAGGUCCAUGAAAAAAUUCUUCACAAUUUCGUUGAACCCUUUAAUGAGCUACACAAGGUGGUGGGCAAGAUAGAGUCAAGGGCCAAUAGCUUGGCCGGAUCGAAUAGCAUGGAACACAAGAUUAAUAUGGCCAUAUUGGACAUUGUAUCACCACCCCUGUUUGAGUUGAAAAAGGGUUUGGAAAUUAUUUUGGCCCAACCAUCGAGGAAUGUCGAGGCUGGAAAAUUGACGGUGUCCACGGUGGAGUCCAUGGUGCCUCCUCUGCAGGAAAUGCAAAAUGGUUUGGCCCAAUUGAGCCAAGAUAUUAUGGCUGGGCAUUUGGCAGAGGCCACUGAGUCCUUUAUGGAUUCGGAUGAUAUGAAGAAAUUACUGCAGUCCCUGGCCCAGGCUGUGCUCCACCUGGAGACAAAUAUUGAGAAUAUCAAUCAAAAAUUACCGGAGAAUGUGAGCUCAAGUUUAACGCGUUUGAAAGAUGAAAUCUCUUCGUUGAUUAGCCAGGUCAUCGAUAAGGAAAUCGAUAAAUACCACCUCACCGUGUUGGAGAACAUUAAACGUCCCAUCGAUGAGCUAAACUAUUGUAUACGGCAAAUUGAGCAAAAGGCCAUUUCGGGAUCCCUUACAGAUUUGGUAGAUCCUCUGCAUAGCUUAAAUGACAAAAUCAAGGUGAGCCAGGGUAUCCUUGAUCUCUCUCCUCUCAAACAGAAUCAAGAUGUGGGCGAUACCUUGAUGAAGAUACGAGACCUGAUCAAACGCAUUGAAAUCGGCAUUGAGGAAACGGAAUUUAAAAAUCUCCAAAAGGAAAUUGAGCUCGACGAACAACAGGCUGCCAAGGAGCAGAACCUGUUCGCAGCCAUGCGUCAAGAAAUGGAACUGAAAAUCGAUUUAAGUGAGGGCAUCAAAGAGCUACAGAGGCUGAUGGAGAACAUCGGCAUGCUGCAGGAAAUGAAAUAUUUGGAUCACAAAUUGGAGCAAAGUUUGGUGGAGCUGAGCGCUCCGCUUCAAAGGAUGUGCGAUGAAUUUAAACAUCAAGAAAUCCAGGGAGUGGAUGGAAAAUCUCUUAUGGCCUCGGUGAGAGCCUUGAAGGCCAUCUCUCCCCACAUUGGGAAAUUAAAUAUGUCCCUUGAGAAAUUGGGAGGCAUGAGAAGCCGUGAUGAGUUCCAAAAAUUCUUCACCAAGAAUUGUCACAGCCACUUCGAGGAACUGAAAUUGGCCAUAGAUCAAAUGGAAUACUUCGAUGAUGCAACGGGCGUCAACCUACCCAUAUCCGUGGCAGAUACCUUUGACAAGACCCUGGUGGCAUUGGAGAAUCUCAUAUCCAAGUGUUUGACCCGCAUCCAUGAUACGGAAGAGGAGUUGGCCACCACGUUGGAGGAAAUGUCUCCGAUGCACACCACCAUUGAGUCCCUGCCAUCGGAUUAUGUCACACCCGGUCCGCUGCAGGCAUUUGAGGAAAAACGGGCCCAGGUGGAUCAGUUGUUGGGGCAAUUGAAGCAAAGCAUUGCCUCGGUAUUGAAUCACUGCGAGGUAUUGGAUUCCCAGACCACGACGAAGAAGGAGGAAUCCGCACAACAAUUGGAAAUUGUGAGGGAGAAAAUCCUCAGUCUGGAAAGGAGUCUACAAUCGCCCGUGUUUGGCCGGGCUUCAACACUAUCCGAAGUGUCCCAAGCCAGUUCGCAUAGAUCUAUUGUGGAGGCCAUUAGCAAUUUGGAAUAUUGUGGCCUGCAGAUCCAAGAGUUCGUGCAAUAUCAAGAUGUGCAAUCCCUCAAGGAGGAAGAAGUAUUCCAAUUGAAAGCCAUGGCCAAACCGCUGAAGGAAAUUGUGGAGGCUGUCAGAGGUUUCUACAUGCAGGAAUUGGAGCAGGCGGAAUCCCUGGCCACGCUCUCACAGGCCUCACAAUUAUCUUGCUCAGAAUUGCUGCGCAGCAUCACUCCAUACCUCGUUGCAGUGCAGGAACAACAAACCCUCGAGACCUUGGAAAGUCUCAGCGAAAGAUCUUCACCCUUACAGCAGCUGGUGAAACCCUUAAGGGAGCUGGAAAAAUCUCUCGCCUGCCGCGAAGAACAAACUCUACUCUCACACACUUCUACGCUCUCUGAGGCCGAAUCGUUGGAACAAUUGAAAGUCAUGGCCAAGCCAUUGCUAUUGCUCAAGGAAGCCAUAGUCAUGGUGAAACAGGAACAUGCUCUCCAUUCCCUGGCGGAAUAUCCCGACUUUCAAUUGCUGCAACAGAAGCAGCAAUGUGCCACACUCUUUGAGCUGCUGAAAUACUGUGAAAAUCUGGAUACCCAAAUUUUUGAGAACCUCGAUGAUUUGUCUUCUCUCGAUUUAUCGGAAAUGAAAUCGCUGGCGGAGUUACGUUCGGUUACCCCCAUGACACCGGUGCCCCAGGUAACCACACACCAGGUGGAAGUAAAGACCUUCGAUCUCAAGGAUUGUGUGGCUGGCGGCAUCAAACAGUUAGAGGAAUGCCUCGAGUCGACCAAAAAGAUAAGCGAGAUCGAGGUCUCAGAAAUUGAGGAGAUUAUGCAGACCCUACGCUCCGAUUUACAGGAAAUGCAAAAACAGUUGCUGCUCUCCCCCUCAGACCUAAAAACCAAGGAAUCUCAGGUGGCCAAAACCAUGUUUAAACUCAAAGAAUGUUUGGUCCACACUUAUGAAGCAUCCGGCCUCGAUGUGGGUCUAGAAGAUAUUGAGAAAACCUUUGAAGAUCUGCUACAGGCCAUGCCCUCGUUGGAGCAUCAAUUGGCCCUGGAAAUGCGGGAGAAAAUUAAAUUCGCCUUUUCCGAAUUUAUUGUACAAUGUUUGGAACACCCCGCGGAGGAUAUGCAAAAAUUGGUGCCGUCGUUUAGAAAUCUACUGGAGACCAUUGAGGUCAUCUGCAAAUCGGGAAAAGUCGACAUCGAACCCAGUUCCAGUGUCAUUGUGCAGCUGCAGACCCAACUCAUGGCCAGCUUUAAUGCCCUCAAUGAUCUCAGCGAAGUGAGUAAAGAUUUACGUAUGCGGGAACUACUCCGAGAGUCGGUGAAGACCCUGCUCUACAUUUACGAUUUCAUCGAAAACAAUGAGGGUAAUAUGCGGAUCAUAGAACUGCUGCAGGAAAUAGAUUCUCUAAGUCCGCAAUUGAGGGAUAUUUCCAAUCAUCUGAUGGCCAUUCCCGUGGUAGAUGAGGCCCAGAUGCAAUUACUUAUUGCCCAGGUUAAUGAGACCCAAACGUUCCUAACCCAGAUACAAGAGGGUCUGGUAAGCAACAAUCCCCUGACUCAGAAAUUCUUGGCCGAAAAACAACCCAUGGUGGCCCAAUUGAAGGAUACCCUCAUCAAUGUGGAGCUGAAGUUGCAGGAACCCCAAGCCAUUGAGGUGCAGAAACUUCCCGAGGUCCAGGUAAUGAAGGCUCUACUGCAGGAUCUACAAACCAGCAUGCAGGAGAUCCAGAAGCAGGAGGGAUCUCAACUCAAGGCUGAAGCGGAACUUUUGUUAACCGAAGUUCAGGAAGGAUUGGUGGAACAAAAUCCGCUGGUCGUAAAAUUCAUGGAACAAAACCAAAGCCAACUGGCCGUGCUGAAAGAUACUCUCUCCGAAGCCAAACAAGAGCUCGAAGGACCAAAAUCUCUCGAAGUGAAAGAAAUGAAGGCUGUCUCCAUGAUGGCACAAAUUCUGCAAGAUCUCAAGGUAAACUUGGAGAAAUUGCAAGAAGAUGAAGCAAAGACACCCUUGGUACAAGAAACCCAAGCCAUUCCGCAACAGGCUAAAAUUCUCGAACUAAAAGAAGAAGCCCAAGUAUUCCUUACUGAAAUGCAGGAGGGUUUGGUGGAAAACAAUCCCGUGGCCCUUAAAUUCAUGGAGCAGAACCAAACCCAAGUUGGUCAACUUAUGGAAACCUUAAAGCUGGUGGAAAAAGAGCUCGAAGGACCAAAAACGGGUGUAUUGCAAGAACUAAAAUCCGUGCCCAUGAUGGCAGAACUAUUACAGGACCUCAAGGGCAACUUGGAGAAAUUACAAAUAGAAGAAGUGGCCAUUGAAGCCAAGGCCCAACAGGCAGAGGUCCAAGAAGUACAGCUGAUGUCUCAAAAGGCCCAACUUGUGGAACUGAAGCAAGAGGCUCAAGUCUUCCUACAUGAAAUGCAGGAGGGUUUGGUGGAAAAUAAUCCGCUGGCCGUGAAAUUCAUGGAGCAAAACCAAGUGCAAGUAGGCAAGCUGAAGGAGACCCUACAUGAGGUUCAACAGGAACUCGAAGGACCAAAAUCCGCAGAGCUUAAAGAACUGAAAUCUCUUCCCUUGGUGGCGGAACUUUUGCAACAGCUCAAAGGUAAUUUGGAGAAGCUGCAAAUCGAAGAAGGUUCCCUGGAAGCCAAGCUGCAAAAGGCUGAAACUCAAGAAGUUCAGUUAGCACCUCAAAGAGCCCAGCUCUUGGAACUGAGGCAAGAAGCUCAAGUAUUCCUACAGGAAAUGCAGGAGGGUUUGGUGGAAAAUAAUCCGCUGGCCGUGAAAUUUAUGGAACAAAAUCAGAAACAGGUGGCAAAACUAAAGGAGACCCUAAAUGAGGUGCAGAAUGAGCUCGAAGGACCAAAAUCGGCAGAAAUUAAAGAACUAAAAACUCUGCCUCAAAUGGCGAAACUUGUAGAAAAUCUGAAGGGCAAUUUAGAGAAGUUGCAAAUCGAGGAGCGGGUUUUGGAAGCCAAGGCACAAAAGGCUGAAACUCUGGAAAACAAAUUAGCUCCUCAAAGAGCUCAGCUCAUGGAGCUGAAGGAAGAGGCCGAAGUGCUGCUAAUGGAAAUGCAGGAGGGUUUGGUAGAAAACAAUCCCCUGGCCUUGAAAUUCAUGGCACAAAAUCAGACACAGGUGGCGAAAUUAAAGGAAACCUUAAAUGAGGUUCAACUCGAGCUCGAAGGACCAAAAUCUGCUGAAAUCACAGAACUAAAAACUCUACCCCAAAUGGCGGAACUUCUACAACAAAUCAAGGGAAAUUUGGAGAAAUUAGAAAUUGAGGAAGUAAAACUAGAAGAGUCUAAGGCCCAACAACCUGAAGUGGUUACCCAAAAGCCGCGAAUUAUCGAACUUAAAGAGGAGGCGCAACUGUUCCUCGAAGAAAUGGAAGAGGGUAUUGUGGAAAAUAACCCGCUAGCGGUGAAAUUCAUGAAACAAAAUCAAAGUCAGGUGGCUAAGCUACGUGAGACGUUGCAGAUAAUUGAACAAGGGCUCGAAGGACCAAAGGUAUCGGUGGUUCAGCAAUUCCAGCAUAUACCUCUUAUGGCGGAAUUAUUGGAAAAUUUGAAGGGUAACUUGGAGAAAUUACAACUGGCCGAGGGUAUUUUGGACAGUCAGCCCAAGAAACCCAAGGUGAAAGAUGUAAAGGGCGCCGAACCACAAAAGGCUGAAAUUGCAGAAAUCAAAGAAGAAGCCAAGGUAUUUUUAUCGGAAAUGCAGGAGGGCAUUGUGGAGAAUAACCCCAUUGCUGUGAAAUUCAUGGCCCAAAAUAAGGCCAUGGUGGCGAAGCUAAUGGAAAUCCUGGCCAUUGUGGAACAUGAGAUGCAAGCUCCUCAAUUACUGAAGGAGUUACAGUUCGAACAUUUCCCUCUAAUGGCGGAACUUUUGUCUAGCCUCAAGGACAAUUUGGAGAAAUUGCAAAUCUCCGAGGGUAGCUUUGCACCACAAGCCCAAAAAGUUAUUUCCCAGGAACCUGCCACUUUGCAAAGGGCCCAAAUCUCUGAAAUAAAGGAGGAGGCCCAACUCUUCCUCGAAGAAAUGCAGGAAGGUAUAAUGGAACACAACCCGUUGGCAUUGCAAUUUAUGGAACUAAACAAAGCCAAGGUAGCCUUGUUAAAAGAGACUUUGAUUUUAGUCCAGCAUGAGCUCGAAGGACCAAAAACCUUGCAGGUCCAAGAAUUCAAACAUUCUCCUCUAAUGGCAGAACUUUUGCAAAACCUUAAAGAGAAUUUGGAGAAGCUACAAAUUGUACAUGUGGAACAGGCACCUAGCGCCCAGAAAUCUGUGGAGCAGGACCUCACCCCCGGCAAGCUGCAAAAGGCCGAAGUAAGUGAGAUACAAAAAGAAGUUGCGGAAAGCAAUGAACUGAAAUUGCAAAAGUCGGAAACGAAAGAAGUUAAAAUCACUGCCGAAAAGGCGGAUAUUUCUGAGGCCAAGAAGGAGGGAGAAGAAAAGAGAAAACCUAUUAAGGAACCCUAUCUUGAAGAGGUUCUAAAAUCCAUACACUUAACCUUCCAACAGAUCAGUACGAUUCAGCAGGCCCCAUUAAAUCAGGCCCAAAAGGAAGUUGUCCGUUCCAUUGCCGAUAAUCUCAAAGAGCUGCAAAUGGCCAUUGAAGAGGAAGGCCCAACACGUUUGGAGGAUCGUCUUUUCCUGACGCUUUUCAAGACCAAAGAAUUACUCAAAUGUUCUGUACUUCGUGAAUGUACUUCAGCCGAGUCCGUGGAAUUAUUCAAGAACUUCAACAAGGUCUUCAUACAAAUCCUGAAUGGCAAUGAUCAGCUAAGGAAAUCCAUACUCUAUGACCUCAAGGAGAAUAUCUCUCCAGCGCUACAAGAAAUUCUAACUGUGGCGGAGCAGCAAGCGCCCAAUAAACCAGGCAAAUUGGGUAAAUUAUGUCAAACCCUGGAAAAUCUCAAGUCCCAGGUGGCGGAUAUACAUCAAAACAAUCGGGGAAAUAUGAAAAUCGAAAGCGAAGAUUUCCAAAAACUUCAAGUGGCAGUACAACAAAUCGUACAACAUAUUGAAGAAUGUCCCGAUGUGAAUGCACAACACUUGAGAACCUUGGUAGAAAAACUCAACCGCCAGGAAAUCCAGGAUGGCUUGGAGCUGCUACAAGAAUUGGAAAAUAGCCAAACCACCUUCAAACAAAUCGCCGAAGUUAUCAGAAAUAAUAAAUUCCCACAAAAAUCCCUGGAGAGCACCGUGGAAACGGCUUUGGAAAAAUUAUCGGAAGCCAGCGAAGAUUCCCAACAAUUGAAGAAGGACUUACAAGAGGCAUUGGACUCCCAAAACCAAGAAGAAAAGCGAAAGUGCAUCUUCAAAUUGCGUGAACACAUAGUCCACACCUAUGACGGAUCAUUCCGCGAGGAAUUGGAAAAUGUUGUCGAUUCUUUGCUGGAGGGCAAUUCCGAACUUAUCGAGGAAUUCAAUUCUAAAUCUCUGCAACAAGUUGAAGAGCUUCUGAACUGUCUGAAAGAAAAGGUCGAAUUGGUACCAUCCGACAUUUGGAAACCCAAACUUGAGGGUCUCAAUUCAAAACUCAGCCACCUACAAAAGGUCAGUGAGAGCCUAAAGACUUCGAAGGAUGUGGAUAAAUCCUGCGUCAGCAUGAUUGAAUUGCAAAAGAAUCUAAUGGAUAUCUUUGUAAUGUUCGAUGAUAUGCUGGAGAUUAAAAAUCGCCAAGUGGAACCUCAACUGGAGAAGGUGAAAUCAUUGGCUCUUCGACAAUAUGAUGAAAUCGAAAAGUCUACGGAAAAGAUUAGGACUUUGAGGGUAUAUGAAGAUCUCAUGACAUUGGGUAAAGCCAUGGAGAAAGUUUUGGAAACGGUGGCCACAUUGGAGUUCCUAAAAGCGGAAUCACUAAUGGUAGAAGCCAAGGUGGAAACUGCCAGCCAAAAAGUAGAAGAAAAAGAAGUGAAAUCUGAGGCUGCAAAGGCGGAAGUGGCUGAGAUUAAGCCGGAAACUAUUGAGGAGAAGAAACUUGAAACUGAAACCAAAAAACUGGAAGAGAAAGAAGUCAAGGCUUCGGAGGGUAAGGCUGAGGUAUCUGAGGUCAAACCUGAAAAGGCAGAAGUAGAGAAGGUGGAUGCAGAAGUCAAGAAACCUGAAGAGAAGGAAUUUAAGUCAACUGGUGCCAAGGCUGAGGUCUCCGAGGUGAAACCUGAGAAGGCGGAAGAGGAGAAGGUGGAAGCCCAAGCCAAGAAACCUGAGGAGAAGGAAAUUAAGCCAUCCGAAGCUAAGGCUGAGGUUUCCGAGGUGAAACCUGAGAAGGCUGAAGAAAAGAAGGUGGAAGCCGAGGCCAAGAAAACUGAAGAGAAGGAAGUUAAACCAGUGGAAGCUAAGGCUGAGGUAUCCGAGGUGAAACCUGAGAAGGUAGAAGAAAUGAAGGUGGAUGCUGAGGCCAAGAAACCCGAAGAGAAGGAAGUUAAACCAACUGCAGUCAAGGCUGAAGUGUCCGAAGUGAAACCUGAGAAGGCUGAGGAAAAAAAGGUGGAAGCGGAGGCCCAGAAACCCGAAGAGAAGGAUGUUAAACCAGCCGCAGCCAAGCCUGAGGUCUCAGAGGUGAGACCUGAGAAGGCGGAAGAAAAGAAGGUGGAAGCGGAGGCCCAGAAACCCGAAGAGAAGGAUGUUAAACCAGCCGUCGCCAAGGCGGAGAUCUCCGAGGUGAAACCUGAGAAGGCUGAAGAAAAGAAGGUGGAAGCAGAAGCCAAGAAACCCGAAGAGAAGGACGUUAAACCAGCCGCCGCCAAGGCUGAGGUGUCAGAAGUCAAACCUGAAAAGGCUGAGGAAAAAAAGGUGGAAGCGGAGGCCAAGAAACACGAAGAGAAGGAAGUUAAACUAACCGCAGCCAAGCCUGCGGUCUCAGAGGUGAAAUCUGAGAAGGCGGAAGAAAAGAAGGUGGAAGCAGAAGCCAAGAAGCCUGAGGAGAAGGAAAUUAAGUCAUCCGAAGCCAAGGCUGAGUUAUCCGAAGUCAAACCUGAAAAGGCGGAAGAAAAGAAGGUGGAAGCCGAGGCCAAGAAACCAGAGCAAAAGGAAGUUAAGCCAGCUGGCGCCAAGGCUGAGGUCUCAGAGGUGAAACCUGAGAAGGCGGAAGAAAAGAAGGUGGAAGCAGAAGCAAAGAAGCCCGAGGAGAAGGAAAUUAAGUCAUCCGAAGCCAAGGCUGAGGUCUCCGAAGUCAAACCUGAAAAGGCGGAAGAAAAGAAGGUGGAAGCCGAGGCCAAGAAACCAGAGCAAAAGGAAGUUAAGCCAGCUGGGGCCAAGGCUGAGGUCUCAGAGGUGAAACCUGAGAAGGCGGAAGAAAAGAAGGUGGAAGCAGAAGCAAAGAAGCCCGAGGAGAAGGAAAUUAAGUCAUCCGAAGCCAAGGCUGAGGUCUCCGAAGUCAAACCUGAAAAGGCGGAAGAAAAGAAGGUGGAAGCCGAAUCCAAGAAACCUGAGGAGAAAGAAGUUAAGCCAACUGGUGGCAAGGCUGAGGCAUCCGAAGUCAAACCAGAAAAGGUAGACGAAAAGAAGGUAGAACAUGAAACCAAAAAACAUGAGGAGAAGGAUGUCAAGCCAUCCGCUGCCAAGGCUGAGGUCUCCGAGGUUAAACCUGAAAAGAUAGAAGAUAAGAAGGUGGAAGCGGAAGCCCAGAAACCGGAGGAGAAGGAAACUAAACCAUCGGCCACCAAGGCUGAGGUCUCCGAAGUCAAACCGGAAAAGGCUGAGGAAAAGAAGGUGGAAGCAGAAGCCAAGAAACCUCAAGAAAAGGAUGUCAAGCCAUCCGCCGCCAAGGCUGAGGUAUCCGAAAUUAAAUCCACCGUGGAAAGUUGCAUUGAAAAGGUACUGCAAUCGAUUCCGAAUACCAAGGAAAAUCAUGAUCUUAAAAAGGCCUUGGAUGAAGCCUUACAAUCCGUGACAGAUGAGCAAAAACGCAAAUCCAUUUUCCGAUUACGCGAAAUUAUCGUUCAUACCUAUGAUGGUCGAUAUGGCAGUGAAAUUGAUAACGUUAUCGAUGCUUUGUUGGGUGAUAAUACCGAUCUCAUUGAAUCGGUUAAUAAAGAGCAUCUGCAGGCUAUUGAGAGCUGUAUAAAAUCGUUGAAAUUGCGUGUGGAUUCGAUACUCGUUAAGCCAUGGCAAGGAGAAUUUGAGGGUCUCAAUUCGAAACUGAGUGCAAUUCAAAAUGUAUCCGCUGCCCUGAAGAUGACGAAGGAUGUUCCAAAAUCCUCUGUAAAUAUGGUAGAGUUACAAAAGAAUCUCAUGGAUAUAUUUGUCAUGUUCGAUGAUAUGCUGGCUAUAAAACCGAAUGAUUUCAAGUCGGAAUUGGAAGAGGUUAAGAAACUGGCUCUUGGUCAAUAUGAUUGUAUAGAAAAUGCCGAAAAGAAUCUCCGAACAUUGUAUGUCUAUGAGGAUAUUACGAAAUUGUGUAAAUCCAUAGAGAAGGUGGUGAGAGGUAUAUUGGAUAUGGUUCCGGUGGAAGUGGAAGAAACGAAACUUGAAAUUGAAGCUAAGAAGGCUGAGGAGAAGGAUGUUAAGGCGGAAGCAGCCAAGGCUGAGGUUUCCGAAGUCAAACCGGAGAAAUUGGAAGAAAAGAAACUGGAAGCCGAAACCAAGAAGGUGGCGGAGAAGGAUGUGAAGUCUGAGGUAUCGAAGGCUGAGGUUUCCCAAGUCAAACCGGAGAAAUUGGAGGAAAUGAAGUUGGAAUCCGAAACCAAGAAGAUUGAUAAGAAGGCAGUUAGCAGAAGCUUGGAGGAAAAGAAAUUGGAAGCAGAAGCCAAGAAGGCCGAUAAGAAGGAAGUCAAGUCCGAGUCAUCCAAGGCGGAGGUUUCUGAAAUCAAGCCGGAGAAGUUGGAGGAAAAGAAAAUGGAAGCCGAAGCAAAGAAGAUUGCGGAGAAGGAAGUCAAGGCAGAAACUGCAAAGGCUGAGGUCUCGGAAGUCAAGUCUGAGAAGUUGGAGGAAAAGAAACUGGAAGCCGAAGCAAAGAAGAUUGCGGAGAAGGAAGUCAAGGCAGAAACUGCAAAGGCUGAGGUCUCCGAAGUCAAGCCAGAGAAGUUGGAGAAAAAGAAACUGGAAGCCGAAGCCAAGAAGGUUGCGGAGAAGGAAGUUAAGCCUGAGGCUGCCAAGGCUGAUGUUUCCGAAGUUAAGGCAGAGAAGUUAGAGGAAAAGAAACUGGAAGCCGAAUCGAAGAAAAUUGAGAAGAAGGAAGUCAAGCCCGAGGCUGCCAAGGCUGAAGUUGCUCACAUUAAAUCUCCAUUGGAAAUUUCAGUUGAUGUUGCUCUGCAGAAAAUGUCAGGUGCUUCGGAUACCCAAGACCUUAAUCAAACCCUCAAGGAUGCUCUGCAAUCCCACACGAAUACCCAAAAACGUCAAUGCAUUUACAAAUUAAAAGAACUCGCCAAGCGUUCGUAUGGCUCGAUUAAUAUCUCCACCGAAAUUGAAGAUGUCAUCGAUUGUCUGUUCGGUGACGAUCAGGAAUUGAUCGAGACCAUUAAUACCGAAUAUGCCAAAAAUAUUGACAGUAUUAUUAAAUCCCUAAAACUGAAGCUGGACAAUGUCACAGAUAAAUAUUGGGAAGCCAAGUUAGAUGGUUUACAUUCCAAACUCUCAAGCAUUCAAAAGGUGGUCAAUGCCCUGAAAUGGGAUAAGGAUAUGCCCAAGUCCGCGGCGAAUAUGGUCGAAUUACAGAAGAGCUUAAUGGAAAUGUUUGUCAUGUUUGAUGAUAUGUUGGACGACAAAUAUCCUCAAAUACAACCGCAUUUGGAAAUGGUCAAGACACUGGCUUUGGGGCAAUACGAUUCGAUUGAUAAGAACCAGAAGAAGGUGCGAUCCUUGAAUGUUUAUGAGGAUGCGCUGAAGUUAUGUCGAUCCGUAGAGACGGUGAUAAACAAUGUGGUCCUGAUAUCCACUGAAAAGAUUGAACAAAAGGCUUUGGAAGUGGAAGCUAAGAAGGUCAAGGAGGAAGAGAUUAAAUCUGCUGAAGCUGCCAAGGCUAAGGUAUCGGAAGUGAGGGCAGAAAAGGUUGAAGAAAAGGAACUGGAAGUGAAAUCACAAAAACCAGAAGAAAAGGAUCUUAAACGCAGAGCCUCCAAGGCAGAAGUAUCUGAGGUUAAGGCCGAAAAGCUGGAUGAAAAGAAGGUUGAGGCUGAAGCCCAAAAAGUCGAAAAGAAAGAUGUUAAGCGAAAAUCCUCCAAGGCUGAAAUUUCCGAAGUCAAGCCAGAGAAAUUGGAAGAGAAGAAGGUGGAAGUGGAAGCUAAGAAACCUGAUGAGAAGGUAUCCAAGAAAGAACCUUCUAAACCUGAGGUAUCUGAGGUCAAACCUGAAAAUAUCGAAGAAGGCAAGGUGGAAGCUGAGGCCAAGAAACCGGAAAAGAAGGAUGUUAAACGUAAAUCCUCCAAGGCUGAUGUUUCUGAAGUCAAGGCUGAAAAGGUGGAGGAGAAGAAGGUUGAAGCCGAAGCCAAGAAGGCAGAAGAAAAGGAUGUGAAGAAAGAAGCUGCCAAGCCUGAGGUAUCUGAGGUCAAACCUGAAAAGAUCGAAGAAGGCAAGGUGGAUGCUGAGGCCAAGAAGCCGGAAAAGAAGGAUGUUAAACGUAAAUCUUCUAAGGCUGAUGUUUCUGAAGUCAAGGCUGAAAAGGUGGAGGAGAAGAAGGUCGAAGCCGAAACCAAGAAGGCAGAAGAAAAGGAUGUGAAGAAAGAAGCUGCCAAGUCUGAGGUAUCUGAAGUCAAACCUGAAAAGAUCGAAGAAGGCAAGGUGGAAGCUGAGGCCAAGAAGCCGGAAAAGAAGGAUGUUAAACGUAAAUCUUCUAAGGCUGAUGUUUCUGAAGUCAAGGCUGAAAAGGUGGAGGAGAAGAAGGUCGAAGCCGAAGCCAAGAAGGCAGAAGAAAAGGAUGUGAAGAAAGAAGCCUCUAAGCCUGAGGUGUCUGAGGUUAAACCUGAGGAAACUGAGACCACGAAACCAGAAAAGAAGGAAGUUAAACGUAAAUCCUCCAAGACUGAUUCUUCUGAAGCGAAGGCUGAAAAGCUGGAAGAGAAGAAGGUUGAAACAGAGGCCAAGAAAACAGAAGAGAAGGAAGUUGCCAAACCCGUAGUAUCUGAGGUUAAGGUGGAAGAAAAGAAGCCCGAAGCUGAAGCCAUGAAGCCUGAGCAAAAGGAAACUAAGAAACCCACGGAAGAAAAGGCUGAAACUAAGCCUGAAGAAAACAAGAAGGAAAUCGAAGCUAAGAAGCCUGAAGAAAAGGAAACCGAAGUUAAACCCAAAAAGGUGGAAGAGCAGAAGAUCGAAGACGAAGCUAAGAAAUCCAAAGAAAAAGAAACCGAAAAGACAGAAGUUGAGGCUAAGAAACCCGAAGACAAAGAACCAUCAAAGACUGAGAAGACCGAAGAACCCAAGGCCGAAAAGAAGGAGGCUAAACGCAAAUCUCCUAAAAAAGAUAAGACCAAAGAAAAGGAAGCCGAAGCCCAAAAACCGGAAGAGAAAGAAUCUAAAAAUGAUAUCUCUGAAGUUAAACCUGAGGCCACUGAGGCUAAAAUCGAUGAGAAACCCGAAGAAAAGAAGGAAAUUAAACGCAAAUCUCCCAAGACCAAACCCGAAACCACCGAAGAAAAAGAAACAAAGUUGGAAGCGAAAAAAGAAAAGGAGGAAGUCGUACAAAAGAUCGAACCCAAAGAAGUAACUGCCGAGCAAACGAUAACCAAGACUGCCAAGACAACUAAAGAAGAAAUUCGUGAAGAAGAAAGUACCCCAAGACUCCCACGAAGAAGAAUCGAACCGGAUGAAUUGGACUUCGCCGAAACCAAACCCAAAAAGCUCAAUGAAUAUAUUGAUCUGAAAGAGGCACGCAGUGCCAAACGUAUGCCCACGGUCGAUGUUAAGCUGACAAAUCGCAAUACCUCCGUUGGCAGUGACAUCAAAUUGACCUGUAGCAUUUCGGGCAAUGACCUUGAGAUACGUUGGUACAAAGACAAACAACCGAUCGAUGAACGAACGCUGCCCUCCAAAUAUCGCAUCACCCAAAAUGAUGGCCUGUCGUGUUUGGAAAUUAAAUCAGCCGAUCAACAGGAUGCGGCCGUCUACAGAUGUGUGGCAUCGAAUCGUAACGGUGAAGUGGAAACUAGCUGCCUCGUGACACUAUACGAUGUACCGACUAACAAAUUUGGCACACCGCCCAUAUUCACCCGUAAUAUCAGAGACGUUUGA